UUAUCCUUGGCAAUCUAGUGAUCCUUGGUAAUCUAGUUAUCCUUGGUAAACUAGUAAUCCUUGGUAAUCUGGUUAUCCUUGGUAAUCAAGUUUUCCUUGGCAAUCUAGUUAUUCCUAGUAAUGUAGUUAUCCUUGGUAAUCUAGCUAUCCUUACUAAACUAGCUAUCCUUGCUAAUCUAAUUAUCCUUGGUAAUAUAGUUAUCCUUGGUAAUCUAAUUAUCCUUGGUAAUCUAGUUAUCCUUGGUAAUCUGGAUAUCCUUGGUAAUCUGGUUAUCCUUGGUAAUCUAGUUUUCUUUGGUAAUCUAGUUAUUCCUAGUUAUGUAGUUAUCCUUGGUAAUUUAGCAAUCGUUACUAAUCUAGCUAUCCUUACUAAUCUAGUUAUCCUUGGUAAUCUGGUUAAUUGUUAUCCUUAA
Paramuricea clavata is the source of this 413-nucleotide messenger RNA. Lineage: Eukaryota; Metazoa; Cnidaria; Anthozoa; Malacalcyonacea; Plexauridae. The record is from the annotation of a GenBank genome assembly.